This is a messenger RNA of Dibothriocephalus latus, 1173 nucleotides long. NCBI's taxonomy places the organism in Eukaryota, Metazoa, Platyhelminthes, Cestoda, Diphyllobothriidea, Diphyllobothriidae. The record is from the annotation of a GenBank genome assembly.
AUGAAAAGUUCAGAGAAGUCCAAAGUUAAUCGGCGGAUAUGGAAGUGCAAGCGCAAGGUCCGUUCCGAACUUUCAGAUAAACCAGAAUCUUGGAGGGCCUGUAAUUACGCCGAUUCCUUCGAUUUAUCCUUAAGAAGUGCUCACGACAACUGUGAACGCAUCGAUUCUCAGAAAGUCUCCUACGCAGAGUUUUUUGAAAGGUUUGAAAAACCAAGCAUCCCAGUCGUUAUUAUGAACGACCAAUUGACAUGGCCCGCUUCCCACAAGUGGACCUUAAAGGUAACACCUAGAUAUAAUUUAGUCGAAUCGCGCUUUCAGCGUCUGGCAAAACGUUUCAAAAACCAAAAAUUGAAGUGCGGCGAUGAUGAUGACGGUCAUAGUGUUAGAAUCAAAAUGAAGUAUUUUGCGGAAUACAUGCAGAAUAACGAUGAUGACAGCCCUUUGUAUAUAUUUGAAGACAGUUUUGCGGAGCGUCGAAAACUGAGGAAGCUCCUUUCUGAGUACUCGGUCAGCAAGUUGUUCCCUGAGGAUUUAUUUGGUAUUGGCAAAGAUGGGAACCGGCCCCCAUACAGAUGGUUCUGCGUGGGACCCGCGCGUUCAGGAACAGCAAUCCACUUAGAUCCGCUGGCUACAAGCGCCUGGAAUGCGCUUCUUCAAGGCUAUAAGAGAUGGUGCUUCUUCCCUCCCCAGACACCAAAGGAACUUAUCACUCCGCGGCCGAAGGAAGGUGGCAAGAACCAUAAUGAGGCAAUUACUUGGUUUGUUUAUGUCUACCCGCGGACACAGGCAGCCGAUUGGCCGGCAGCCUACAAGCCUCUAGAAUUACUGCAAGCUCCGGGCGAGACAGUUUUCGUCCCCUUCGGCUGGUGGCAUGUGGUCAUUAACCUCACGGAUACCAUAGCGGUAACUCAAAAUUUCUGUAGUACCGUCAACUUUCCCUUCGUGUGGCACAAGACCCAACGCAAGCGACCAAAGUUUGCCCAGCGCUGGCUUCGUGCCCUUCGUCAACAGAGACCUGAGUUGGCACUCAUUGCGGACAAAAUGGACACCGCCCAGCCCCUGCCAAAUGCUCCAGAGUCCUCUUCCUCCUCCUCUUCUUCUUCCUCAUCUUCCAGUUCGAGCAGCAGUUCUGAAGAGGACUCGGACUCGGACGCAGACAAGUCACCCAAGUGA